This is a messenger RNA of Lathyrus oleraceus (garden pea), 681 nucleotides long. RefSeq lists its product as uncharacterized. The record is from RefSeq and is a predicted model, not a curated record. Lineage: Eukaryota; Viridiplantae; Streptophyta; Magnoliopsida; Fabales; Fabaceae. The coding region runs from base 1 to 681 and encodes 226 amino acids. The transcript has a single exon.
AUGGCAUAUCUUCUUCUUUAUGUCGAUGACAUCAUUCUCAUCGCUUCUUUUGAUGAUCUUCGCAAGUCUAUAAUAUCACGACUCAGCUCUGAAUUUGCUAUGAAAGACUUGGGACCACUACAUUAUUCUUUGGGUAUUGCAGUUACUCGACAUGAUGGUGGUUUGUUCUUAUCUCAGAAAAAGUAUGCAAAUGAAAUUCUUCAGCGAGCAGGCAUGUCAUCAUCCAAAUCAUGUCCCACUCUGGUUAACACUAGACCGAAGCUUAGCACCAAGACUAACACUUCCUAUGAAGACCCAUCAUUAUAUCGUAGCCUUGCUGGUGCUCUCCAAUACCUCACUUUCAUGAGACCCAACAUCACAUAUGCGGUGCAACAAAUAUGCCUUUUUAUGCAUGAUCCCAUGGACGAUCACAUGCACUCUCUUCGACUCAUUUUGUGUUACAUUCAAGGAACUAGUCACUACAGUUUACAUUUAUAUCCAUCAUCCACUACAUCAUUGAUUUCUUACACAAAUGCUGACUGGGGAGGAUGUCCCGACACUAGACACUCUACUUCAGGCUAUUGUGUUUUUCUUGGAGACAACUUACUAUCAUGGUCGUCUAAACGUCAACCCACACUGUCCCGAUCCAAUGCUGAAGCUGAGUAUCAUGGAGUUGCCAAUGUCGUAUCUGAGUCAUGCUAG